AUGGACGAUGAACUCGACAUUAACGAGCUCCUCCAGAUGGAGAUCGAGCUGGAAGGCAGUGAUCUGUCUCUUGAACGAGACGCCAAGGUCAAUCUGCUUAAAUUCCUUCAAGUCAAGACCGUGAAGAAGUAUGAACGGGCGUAUGACAGUUUGUAUUAUGAACUGAACAUGGAUGGGGGGUUGGAAUGUCUUCACAGGAUAGAAGAACUCAAUCCAAAGUCCAGCCUCUUUCAGCCCGAAGGGUUGGAGCCGCAGGGUUGCGAUGCGGACGAGAAUCUUGGGAAACAACUGGACUUCUACCGUGAAGGCGCUCUCCGCGCAAAGGUGCAACUGGAUAAGCUUGUACGGGAGUUGGUGAAUGGCCACCAGGGACGCACGGGUCUUUAUGCCGAAGUCAAGUCACUCGAAAGCACAAGGCGCAAGGCCACAAAGUCCUAUGGUGGGGACGUCCGAAGAUUGGCAGACAUGGCUCGGGUGUCCGUGAUCUGCGACACACCUGAGGAUCUCGAGCUUGCGUGCAAGGACCUCAUGGAGAGCGUCGAGCCACACCAUGUGAAACGGGUGCGCAAUGGGUUCAACUCUGGCUGGAAGCCUAGCGGGUAUCGGGACGUUAAGGUGAACACCGUUGUGAGCGGCCAUCUUUGUGAGAUCCAAUUGCAAUUGGGAAGCUUCUUCAAGUUGAAGGACGGCCAGCAUGAGGUGUACGAGUGGGCGCGGGAGCUCAAGGUAUCCACGGAAAUGGAUGCGGACCACCUGUUCAAGAUGUGGUCCCCCGGGAUCACAGAAGAGAUGGUCCGCCUUGCUCAACAAAAUUGGCGUCGCACUCGGUUCUAUUUACCGGACUUGCUGGCCGACGCAGCGCAAUACGUUCAAGCCGAAGAGGGCUACAAGGAGAGACUUAGUCGGGCGGAAGCUGCGCGACGGGGCAUUGAAGACCAGGAGAACCAACAAUGGAGACAAGAAUUGCUGGUUGAAGCUUCGGCAGCAUGCGACCUCGGUGUAGUUUUGGCCCAACAGGGCAAGUACGAAGACGCGGACGCUCUCUUCGUGCAUGUCCUACGAGAUCUGGGUGCAACCGCAGGCACAGAACAUCCCAACUAUGCUUCAGUGCUCAACAACCGAGCGGGGUUGUUGGGGAUCCAGGGCAAGUUCGAAGAGGCAGACCCUAUGUACCUUGAAAGUAUUAAGAUUGGAGAGAGGACACUGGGUCCCAACCACCCAAGUCUUGCCGUAAGGCUCAACAACAGGGCAGGGUUGUUGGAGAGCCAGGGCAAGUACACUGAAGCUGAGCAACUCUACGAGCGGUGCAUGGCAAUAGAGGAGGAGGUCCUCGGCCCUGAACACCCGAGCUUGGCCGCAACGCUCAACAACCUGGCAGAGCUCAAGCAGGACAUCUGUGAGCAAGCCGAUCCUCUAAACAAGCGUGCGCUUGCCAUUUGGGAAAAAUCGUUGGGGAGUGAGCACCCCCAAGUGGCCACAGGACUAAACAACCGAGCGGCUUUGUUGGAGCUGCAGGGCGAGUACGAUGAGGCACGCUCUCUGUAUCGUCGAGCUAUUGAGAUUGGCGAGAAGACGCUUGGCCCCGAUCACCUAGAUCUUGCCCCACGUCUCAACAACUUGGCGCUGCUGUUAAAGAAACAGGGCGAGUACGAGGAAGCAGACCUUCUCUACCUUCGAGCUAUUGCGAUUGGGGAGAAGAAUCUCAGCCUCGACAACUUGGAUCUUGCCACAUGGCGCAACAACAGGGCACUGCUGUUGGAGAGCCAUGUGAACCGGUAGAAAUUACAGUAAAGUUCUUGUAGUGCCGACAGAUGUUGUGGAUUCAACCUGCGGCAUUGGUGUUUGGAAAGUCAGGGAAGGGAAGUCUUACAUUUUUCACGAAUUUGUUGUGGUACCCCAUGGGUGUUGUGGGCCCCCAACACCCAGGCAGUUGAGUUGUGAGAGGUCCGUAAAGAGUCGCCAGGAAAAUUCAUUAAUCGUUGGUUUAGGUCGGUGUAGAUGGGCCAGCCUGUACCGACAGAUCUUUGUUUUCGGUGGCGAUGGGCUGGCUUUCAUGCGCUCAACGAUUGUACCUGGGCGAUGGGAUUUGAGAUCCAGGAGGGAGUCAUCUGAAAUGUCAACGUUUCGUCAUUAUCAACAAGCCCACUGGUGGACCGAUCCCUCUCAACAGCCAACUGCUUGCCACGCAGCGCAGGUCGAAGAACAUGAGCCACUGGGCGAGGUGACCGACCGCACAUGACUGGGUGUUCUCAAUGAAUAUAGCCAUCACAAGUGUCUGAAGGGCUGAAGCGACUAAGUUUUUCUUU
This is a messenger RNA of Ectocarpus siliculosus, 2306 nucleotides long. The record is from the annotation of a GenBank genome assembly. Lineage: Eukaryota; Phaeophyceae; Ectocarpales; Ectocarpaceae.